Messenger RNA from Ostertagia ostertagi, 3117 nucleotides. Lineage: Eukaryota; Metazoa; Nematoda; Chromadorea; Rhabditida; Trichostrongylidae. The record is from the annotation of a GenBank genome assembly.
AUGUCAACGCUGCAACAACUUUCGGGCCUAUCGGCCCCAUUUUUGCCGGGAUCAGCUCUCAGCGUGCCGCAGUGGGCAAGCUCUCCAUCAUCUGGGCAGAAAUGGAUUGAUCCGGCAAAGGUUGCUGCGAUGCUACCAAUGUAUCAGGUCUUCACUGGGGUCAAAGGAUUGGACAUAUCGCAACCUGAAUUGAUUAGCGAGCAAGGUAAUGCUCCUGCAAGCACCCCACCUUCUUCUACCACUUCUUCAUCUUCGAGGUAUCCUGGUGCCGUAGUCAAGAGGAAUCGUACGAAAUCUCCCAUCAUAUGUCGCUCACCGCUAUCCGUUGCACAAAAUUCACCACAUGGAGGGCCCUUAUCCAAAGGUUCAUCGCCUCACCCAUCGGUAUCCACUUCUCAGGAUGUUGACGUGGAUGUUUGUCCCCAAACAUCCAAUCAAACUCAAGCUUAUGACCUCACUAUACGGCGCAGCUCUCCUGCCAAUGUUCCAAAUGCAGGGAAUUCUCAUGAUUUCGAUCAACCUUCGGUAUCAUCCAAGUCUAGUUCUGCUCCUGCACAUUCUGUGUCACAGCCAUCAGUAUUGCAAGGCGGUGGACAAUCCAUAGCUGAGGAUAACUGGGCAGGCAUUAUUGAUUUGGGCGAUUUGGACCUCUUCCCUGGAGCACCUUCGAAAGAAAGUGAUACAGAUAUUGCCAACGUCUUCGAAUUAGGAGGGAAUCUCUUUUCCAAUUCUGCACUUGAAUCGCCUCAGAAAUCUAUCUCUUUUACUGCCACAUCAAUCUCCCAAACUGCUGUCAUUCAUACCGAGAUCACGUCUGCUGAUCAAGAAUUCGAUCAAAUAUUCAGCAGCUUAGAGAGCAACACUGCUUCAUCUAAUGCUUUUUCUUUCGACUUUCACGGUAGCGGAAACAAUCCCAGCCUCAGUCCUGUUCAGUUCACCCCUCCUGAUUCCCCUUCUGCUGGUUCUUGUGAACCAAAUAUGAUUGGAUUGUUCACGGAACAGCCUACCUCAUCGAAUAAUGUUGGAUCAUCAUGUGCUCCCUCAAACACACCUACCCAACUUCUUGGAAAUUACAGGAGAAGGAAUGGAUGCUCAAAGCCUAUAGCAGCUCCUUCGCCAUCUUCAUUCAAGAAGGAACCUCUCGUAACGCUUCCUGUACAGAAGUGCAAUAAGAUACCCAUAUACAAACAAAGACGGGUCGACGUUGCAGUAUACUACGAAGGUAGUACGGAAGCAAAAAGAGACGUAAAUGACGCAUAUUCUUUCGAGGACGAGGAAGAGGAUGGCUCUUUUGGGUCGAUUGAUUCUAAGGAGAAAAAUAACACGGAGGCUCAUGAGAAGUUGUCAAAGGCCUCCGGGCAUCAUUCAGAAGGUUCGCAGAAGAACAUUUAUGUGUCUGGUAUAGGAUUCGCAAUUCCUCCUGAUCAGCAGCAUGAACUUUGGAAGCAUGCUCAGAAAAAAAGGUCGUCUAGUGAGAACAAAGCUGCUGUCCCCACUGCCUUUGUUCCGUCACUACACACUGAAUCAAGGAAAUCUACAGCGAAGCGAGCUGAGCCAGAAGUAGUAACUGUUGCUGAGUCGAUUCGCCGAAGACGGAAAGAGCGGCUCGCUAGCAACUUUGUGAAGACGGAACAAUCGAAUGAAAAUGACUGUGCUAAGGAGGACUCAUCAGAGCGUUGUGCCGAACACAUUAAAAAAGAGUUGGAAACCUUACCAAGGCUCCCUAAGAUAAUUAUAAAGCUACCUCGACGUUCUACCGAAAAGUGCUACGAUUCUAAAAGCAAGAAGAAACGGCGGAGAAGAAAGGAGUGUGAUGACGAAUGGAAGGGGAGUGACUGCUCUAAAAGAAAGCGAAUUAGGCGAGAAAAAGGAUAUUCCGGAUAUAAAAUACGAAUUGUGGAACGGCCGCAAGAGGGAGAACACAAGAGGGCAAGAGUUGAGGAGGAGCGAAUAGAUGUGAGGAUGCUCUCUAAGAAACGUCGGCUGAUGAUGCAGUGGCAGGAAGGACAAGAGUAUCACAAUCGUGAAAAUGGCGAACAUAAAGUGAACGUCCCUUCCCGCUUCGUUCAAUCCGUUUGCGAUUUCAACACGGAAACCGUGAAAGCUCGAUUGUCGAAAUUCGGCCAAGCCGAUGGGCAUCUGCCUAAAGGAACGUUUGUGGUUUGCAAGGCAGAUUUGUUUCGAGAUGACUGUGCGUUGUGGAGAGUGGACAAUCAAAAUAUGAUUCAAAAGUAUCCGCCAAGAAUUGAUCCAGCAACAAGGGACAUAUCCUACAAGAACAGCAGCACAUAUUCUGGAUGGUGCGACCAAGUGGCGUUUGGGUAUUAUCGCGUCGCCAUAAAACAUCUCAAGCAGACGCGUUCAGAGGCUAUAAUUCAGCCAGAGAUUCCUAUAUCCGAUCUUUUCCCUGCCAUGACUUCAGAGUAUAAUGAUGCUAGCAGUUUCAUAAAAGGAGACGAUGAGAAUGCUGUUGAUUUCGAGGACCAUGUCUCAAUGCUUCGUGAUCCCCUACGUCUGUCGCUGUACACUUUCGUGCAUGCUAUGAUCAAUCAUGCGCUUACUUUGAAUUUUUUCCAGCAGAUGAGAAGUAAAAAUGACUGGAAUUUCCUGAGAGCGGCGACUGAAAUCGAAAGGAUCAACUCUGACAGCCUAAAGAAGCUCCGUAGUCUUGUGAAGUUCAGUGAAAAGCUCGAGGACGCUAUUCAUUGUUACACGCAACUUUGUAUUACGGAAAGUGACUACCACUCGUUUCAAUGCCAGUGUUGCGCAUUGCGACCUAUUGAACGAAUAAUCCAGUUGUAUUCGCUUGAUUCGUACAACAACGAAACGUUGCAACCAGUGGAAAGGCCUCCAUCGGACUGCAGUCCAUUGCCAGCAGUUGAAUUCUUAGUCUGCCAGCCGUGUUCUAAUUUGUCACAACUUUACCACAGCUGCUUCCAUAUGAAGUAUCACCUGUUAAAAAAAUGCGAGGACAAGCUGGAAAUUCUCGGAACGCAACAUCCAGAGUUCUCACCUGAAAAAACUGUGGAGGCGGCCCGGAAUUGUCGAGUUUGGUUAAAUAGGAUUAUUGCUGAUUACCUGGACAUUUGGAAGAAAGUGCAAAGUCUGGAACCUUGA